Messenger RNA from Cryphonectria parasitica EP155, 867 nucleotides. RefSeq lists its product as uncharacterized. Bases 121 to 867 code for a protein of 248 amino acids. Gene Ontology annotation, molecular function: zinc ion binding; nucleic acid binding. Lineage: Eukaryota; Fungi; Ascomycota; Sordariomycetes; Diaporthales; Cryphonectriaceae. Gene Ontology annotation, cellular component: U2 snRNP; catalytic step 2 spliceosome; nucleus. Gene Ontology annotation, biological process: spliceosomal complex assembly. The transcript has a single exon. The record is from RefSeq and is a predicted model, not a curated record.
CAAAACACGUACGACGACCCCGACCUCGCCUCACCACCACGACUGGAACAAAGCAGGAGGAGAAGACGAGAAAAUAACAUCCCUCUUGAUCAUCCCUUCGACAACAACCCAACACCCCUAAUGGACUACCAAAACCGCGCCGGCUCCAAGUUCGGCGGCGGCGGCGUCGCCUCCCACAGCGCAACCAACGCCGACCGCCGCGAGCGCCUCCGCAAGCUCGCCCUCGAGACCAUCGACCUGGACAAGGACCCCUACUUCUUCAAGAACCACGUCGGCUCCUUCGAGUGCCGCCUGUGCCUGACGGUCCACCAGAACGACGGCUCCUACCUGGCCCACACCCAGGGCAAGAAGCACCAGACCAACCUCGCCCGCCGCGCCGCCAAGGAGCAGAAGGAGGGCAAGACCCAGCUCGACCCCCAGACCGGCCUGCCCGUCGGCGUCGUCGGCGCAGGCUUCGGCGCCCUGGGCCUCGGCGCCGGCGGCACCCCGCGCAGGAACGUCGUCAAGAUCGGCCGCCCGGGCUACAAGAUCACAAAGGUGCGCGACCCCGUCACCAAGCAGCAGGGGCUGCUGUUCCAGCUGCAGUAUCCGGACAUUGGCCAGGGCGUCGUGCCCAGGUGGCAGAUCAUGAGCGCCUUCAGCCAGCGCGUCGAGGAGCCCGACCGCGACUUCCAGUACCUGUGCGUCGCCGCCGAGCCCUACGAGACGUGCGGCUUCAAGAUCCCGGCCCGCGAGCUGGACAAGCGCGAGGACAGGCAGUUUGAGUUCUGGGACCCGGAUGCAAGGGAGUUUUGGGUGCAGAUCAUGUUUAUGACGGAGCGCGAGGAGAGAUUCAAUGCUGCGCCGGGUCUGGGUGGCAGGAGGUGA